UCCAAGAGAUUUCAGCAUGUGGGCAGAGGAUGAUUUGUAUCCAGGUGUGCCGUGUCUCCAAAGCUACAUGGAGCCUGUGAAUGGUAAAAUAUACCUAAUGUAUCAUGGGACUUCUCGAUAUACUGCACAGCAGAUUAUGGCCUGUGGCUUUUGGCCAUCUGCAAAUGGCAUGCUUGGACAAGGCGUCUACCUCAGCAGAGAUCUUAACAAGGCCAGCAGAUACCCACUUAAUCUACCUGAGCAUGAAAGAGUUGUUAUUAGAGUGCAGGUUAAUGUUGGAAGAGUAAAAAAAAUCGACUACCAAGGUCAUCCAAUGCAGAAAACCUGGCAUGACCACGGGUACGACACUGCCUGGUGCCCUCCAAACUGCGGCAUGGUGCCAAGCGGCCUGGAGGAAGACUGUGUUUGGGAUCCACGCCGGAUUCAGAUCAUUGAUAUCAUUUACCCAAAAGUGCUGUGCAACACAAAUCCAGUAUCAGGUCAAGUCUACACAAUGUACCAUGGCACAUCCAUGGAGGCUGCAAAGAAAAUUAGAAAAGAGGGUUUUCAUCAGUCUGUUGCUGGCAUGCUUGGACGGGGUGUUUACCUCAGCCGAGAUCUAGAGAAGGCCCGUAGGUAUCCUCUAAAUCUGCAAGCAUACCAGAGAGUGGUUCUGAAAGUCAAGGUCAAUGUUGGGAGAGUGAAGAAGAUUGACAAACAAGGUCAUCCACUCCAGAAUAUCUGGCAUGAUCACGGGUACGACACUGCCUGGUGCCCUCCAAAAUGUGGCAUGGUGCCGAGUGGCCUUGAAGAAGACUGUGUUUGGGAUCCACAACGGAUUCAGGUCAUUGAAAUGAUCUACCCAUUUUUAGAGGUUGUUUUACCCUGUCUGUUCUUUUUGUUACUGAUUCUAAUUGAAAUACUAACAUAG
This is a messenger RNA of Sinocyclocheilus anshuiensis, 910 nucleotides long. RefSeq lists its product as uncharacterized. The record is from RefSeq and is a predicted model, not a curated record. The coding region runs from base 17 to 910 and encodes 297 amino acids. Gene Ontology annotation, cellular component: cytoplasm. Gene Ontology annotation, molecular function: NAD+ poly-ADP-ribosyltransferase activity. The transcript is spliced from 3 exons. NCBI's taxonomy places the organism in Eukaryota, Metazoa, Chordata, Actinopteri, Cypriniformes, Cyprinidae.